AUGAAAUUGCCCUACUCUUUUAAUUUUAUUAUACCAUGCUUGAUUUUAACAUGCUUUUGCCUGUUCGUGGUACCCGCGGAAUCUGCUCCACAAAACUUUACCUACACAGAGAAUCCCAGCCACACUGAAUUUUCAAACUCAAUACCUCGCAUAAAUAAGCUCGCAACUUAUGAAGACGGGACGGUUCUUGUCCAUCUCAUACGAAGGAAUCCUGACAAUACCUGCGCACAACGAUUUUCUGCUUUAUUAAAUGAAUCGGGCGCCUGUUUAGAACAAUCGUUAUUUCUCAGGAUUAUCGACUUAAAUGGAACGGUCACGGAGAUUAAUCUAAAUAAUACAAAUUUGGGACUAGAUCCCGUAAAUUUCUUUGCAUUUGUUAGCGACCUCGGAAUUACUACGAAUCCCAUUAGUGUAUUUCCCUUGCAAAGUCCUUUCAUCCUAGUAAAUUAUGUGAAUAUGACGAAUUCCUCCGAUGUUAAAACUUACGAGGAUUGGGGAAUGGUGAUAGACUGGUCCGGUAAUAUUUAUAGCAAAUUGAAAUAUGGUAAAUCCUACGUGGCUCCGGACGGUCAUUGGAGUCCAAAUUACUCAAUCAACUUAAAUAUAAAUCCGGCAAUGGGUUUUCUUAGAUUUUCGACCAUAACCACUUCCAACGCCAUAUGGCAGCAAUACGUCGUGGAUAAUUCAGGGCAGCUAUCUUUGCUGUCACAAGACUCUUUUACGGUGCCCAAUUUCUCCAGUUUCUCUGUUAACGUAUUCUCGACCGUUGAUCAGGGGUAUGCCAUAGUGUACGCCAACUCAUCAGCUUCCACCGGAAACAACAACACCGGCAUAUUCAAUACACUCGGCGGAGUGUAUGCUUUCUUUUUAUCAUACGGUCAAAAUAUCACCGGCAACUCGUAUAUCCUCUAUCAAACACCCAUUCCCAAUCUAACAUUUCGGACCGUUUUUUGUGAUAUAGCCUUUGUUGGUGUUGGUCAUGUGUGCACAGUUUCAGUGUCCCAAACCGUCCAAAACACCACCGACGCUUAUUAUUUGAAAAUAUUCUUCCUAUCAUCGGGGUCAGUGUUGUCAUUCACUCCGAUAUCAAUAUCAAAUCUAACUCUGUCAAACGUUAAUGUGAGCUUUACUGGAUGGAGUGUAACGGAAAUGCCUUUUGGUGGCUACACGCUGAAUGCCAUAACACCGUUGACGCUUAGCACAACUAAUUACUACCUUUAUGCUUAUGGAGAAAACGAUGUUCAAGUUAAUACGGGUCUAACGCAGCCAAUGGUUUCAAAUGUUUUUGGUAUGAGUACCAUCAUAAAAACCAACAAUACUUUCUUACUUGCACUACCGGAAUCGAUCAACUCUUGGACCUUGUUCGCCGACCAGUUGCCCAAGGUUGCCGGAAAUCUAGAUCACGGUUACAACAAUCUCCAGGUCAACACCACCAACCCGAGCAUAAACGCUGUUGUCUCACAGACGGACACCAAUAUUACCAUCACCUUCUAUAAUGCUGUUGACCUGUCCGUCGGUAACAUAACCAUCUACCAAAAUGUCAACCCCACCAGCGGAAAUCUUCGACAAACAAUUGCAGGGUUAAGUAGUUAUUGUCAAGUUAGCGCCGACGGUUUAACUGUCACGGUGCCGUUGAUUAGCAGCACUUUUAAUCAGCCUGGAAAACAAUAUUACGUGGAAAUGGAUAAUAAUUUCGUAAAGAGUCGGGAUUAUCAGGAACCUCUAACGGGAAUUAGAAGUCGAGUUUGGUUGGUCACAACAGACAAUUUUCCGAAGACUUCUUCUAGUACGCUGCCGUUCACGGGCACCGCUGGUAUCCUUCGUCUCACUCCGGCCGCCUCCACAGCAUUCCAAGGGCUUUCGUCAUCACAACGGGAAGACUACUUUACCAACCUCUUGCAGGAGAUUUCAGAUAAAGUGCCGGUCCGAUUAUCUCGACUGAGUUCAAGUCAGAAGUAUCAGAUCGUUAACCCCGGUACCUCCUCUCAGCAAGUGUUGCUUUCCAUUAACAUAGACACACCGCAAAGUAAUGACGACGUAGGCGUUCCAAGGAUAAUAAGCGAUCUUGAUACUAUGAUCAAAAAUAAACAAAUCACCAACUUGUCCACUGGUGUGACAAACGAUCUAGACUCGAAUUAUGGUUUUACGCCAUCCCGAUCUAUGGCAAAGCGCGACGCUCAAAAUCUUGCAAUCCUUCAACUUGGCCUGAUCGUUUGUACUUUUGUUCUCGAGAUCAUCUUCGUUUCUAAUAAUGCCAAAGACAUACAACAGCUGUUCUUGCCGAGCGUCUUAUUCCUCAUCGUUCCAUUGGUGGUGAACACCAUGUUGGCCUUCUACAUCAUCAGCAAGGAAAACAUCAGAUCAAAGUUUUACGAAUGGUUCUACAAGAAUGGAAAGAUUGCCUCCAUAUUCACCGUCAUUGCAGCAGCUGAUAUCGAGGCUUUGAUGAUUUUGCAGUCAAAUUUGGCUGGCCUGUCAUUCUUCCAAGCUCCAUUCUCGGAUGAUGCCGUGGCCUUGAUAUUUUGGGGAGCGUGUCUGAACAUUUUCAUCAAGAAUAUUCCGCAAGUCACCAUUCAGAUCCCGUCACUCACUUUGGACAAAAAUGAUCCGUUGUCUCCCGACACUUCUGGAAAGAAGGGAUUUCUAAGGAGAUCUGGUGGUAAGAGGAAUAGUCGAAGUGGCAAAAGGAUGAGCGAAAUUAUUGUUGAUGGUGAAAUGAGAAAUAUCGAGGAAUUGAGAAAUGAUGAAUUAACAAAUGUCGAAUUGCAAAAUAUUGAUGGAUCCGAGAGUAAUGACGACGGAACACUUUAUGGCGACAUCCCCGGCGCUCAAAAUUUUCAGACAACACUGACGCAGGAACAAUUUGAGGAAAAGGAUAACAUCAUGAGAGUCAGCGGACAAUCCAAUAAUUCCGGCAACGUGGUCAUCAACACACCCAUCGGAAAGAUCGCUCAAGGAGCAAAUAUUCUUAUCAGUUGGGAACUUUCUGGCCCCACGCCGAUGCUCCUUGGUUCUCUCCGCAUCCAGAACAAGAACACGGGAGAGUCUACAAAUAUUAACGAUUCCCUCGACCUGUCGAUUCGUAGGCUCCAAUGGAGGGUGAACGUUUCUCCCGGAACUUACAUCCUGGCCAUCAACGAUGGAAGUGGGGAAAGGUUUUCUGGGGAAUUUCAGAUUGUUCAAGGAAGAACCAUUGGCGAAGGGGGUAGCAGGGACACGGGUGGUGGUGGAGGGAGUGUGAUCGCGAAAGGAAGUACGACCAUUAAUCCGGUGCGAAAUAACGUGAACACUCCGAGCGAUUCAAGACCACCGGAAAUUUCCUUCGCGAAACCGGAACGAGUUGCCCCAACUGUUACUAUUUCUGUGUAG
Molecule: messenger RNA, 3369 nt
Organism: Acaulospora colombiana
Lineage: Eukaryota; Fungi; Glomeromycota; Glomeromycetes; Diversisporales; Acaulosporaceae
Source: the annotation of a GenBank genome assembly